AUGCAGCCCAGCAUGUACGCCUUCGAGGACUACUUCCAAGCCGCUGAUGCGGACAGGGACGGCCAGAUCAACGAGGCCUUAUUCUCCUUUCCACAUUAUCUCUCUCUUCUUUCUCAUUCUCCCCAGGGAAUAGCGGUGUGGCAGUAUGCUGAUUCGCGCCAAGCUGGUUUCCUCCACCGCCCUGAGUUCUUCCACGCCCUUCGCCUCAUCACCGUCGCCCAAUCCGGUCGCGACAUCAACCCAGACGUCGCCCGAGCCACCUUCUCAGGCCCGGCAGUGACUCAAAUUCCUGCACCUAGGAUCACCGUGCCUCCGAGGCCUGGAGCGGCUGCCAGACCAGGCGGGCCGCCAGGUCCAGCUGGUUCGGGUGCUCCCGGGCCUGGAGCACCGGGAGCACCGCCACCAGUGCAGCAGGGGGCGUAUGGGAGGGGAGUGCCAGUCCAAGGCGCGCCAAUGCCGCAGGGGAUGCCUGGUAAUAUGGCCGGGAUGGGUCCCAUGGGGGGAAUGGGCGGUAUGGGAGGCAUGGGAGGCAUGGGGCCCGGCCCAGGAGGAAUGAUGGCGGGAAUGGGUCCUCGACCAGGCAUGCAACAGCCGCAGCAGCAGCAGCAGCAGCAGCCGCAGUAUCCGCAGCAACAGCAGCAGCAGUAUGGGCAGCAGCAGCAGCAGUAUCAGCAACCACAGUAUGGCCAAGGUAUGCAGGGCACCAUGCAGAGUGGCACACCCGGGGGAUUGCAACCCGGGCCUCUUGGACCCUCAUACGGACGUGGUCAGCCUGCUGGUGCUCCCAUGCCAGGUCAGCCUGCAUCCGGGCCUUCUUGGCAGCCUGCUUCUGCGAAGCCUGCAGCAGAGAAGGAUCCGUUUGCGGAUUUUGGCGUGCUUGGAGGCAAGAAGAGUGCCGCCCAGACCCAGAGUGGUGCCAAGGGUUCUGCUGCCGCCCAAAGUGCUGCCACAGGUGGGGGGCAAGCAGCAGAAGGAGCAGCAGGCGGGGCAGCAGCAGCAGCAGGGGGGCCAGCAGGGGCAGCAGGGCAAGGGGCGGGAGCAGCAGCAGGGGGCGCGCAGGGGCAGGAGGGAGAGGGGUUUCUGAUGGUCCCGGGGGACCCCCAGCCUUGGCCGAGAAUGGGGGUGGCGGAGGCACAGCGGUAUGCGCAGGUGUUUGUGGGCGUGGAUGGGGACAGGGAUGGGAAGAUCACGGGCAAGGAGGCGAGGAAAGUGCUCAUGGCUUCACAAGUGCCUAUUGACGUGCUGAAGCAGGUGUGGGACCUCUCAGAUGAGGACAAGGACGGCAACUUGACCCUCCGCGAGUUCUGCACUGCCUCCUACCUCAUCGAGCGCUACAAGUCGGGACGAAAGCUGCCGCCCACACUGCCGAAGGGCUUCCACGUGGACGAGCCGGUGCAGGACCAGCGCACGGCCAUUGCUGCGAAACGAUUGGCCGAGGCGCAGGCGGCGCUGACUCAGCACUCGCAGGGGGUGAACGUGCCCACGUGGCAGCGCGAUCCAGGUGUUCUGGUUUCGCCAACGAAAGGUGCACCCAGAAAGGACGCUGCGAUGGAUCAGAAGAAAAAGGCAGUGUUUUUCCGUGACAAAAUGCAGGAGAUUGUCAUGUUUAAGAGUCGCUGUGACCUCCGCCUUGCUGACGUCUCUGAACAGGCUGACGUGGAGAAAAAGGAGAUGGAGGAACUGGCCCGGAAGUAUGACGACAAGUACAAGGCGGCUCAGCUGUCGGCUGGGAAGCUUGCAGCAGAGGAGCGGGCACUGCAGCAGAUGCAGGAGAAGGCUCACAUAAUCAUGAACGCAACGUCAAGGCUGGACCGAGGAGGCGACCCCAACCAGCUGCUGCAGGACAAGGCGGACCGCUUGGCUCUGGAGGUAGAGGAGAUGCGCAAGGCAGUGUUCGCCCAUGCCACUGCCAUCGGGCUAAAAGUGCGGCCCCUGGUGGGCUCCGAGACUCCCUUUGGCUGGCAGGCGAAUCUUCAGGAGAAAGCAACAGACUGGGACGACGAGUGGGACGACGUGCAGUUUGAAGGGCUGGUGGUGGUGCGGGAUAUUGGCGACACCCCAUUGGCUGAGAACGAAGACCCGUUCCCCAGGCCGAAAUCCAAGGAGCAGGAGGAGAAGGGUGGGGGUGGGGCGUCAGCAGAGGCUGAAACUGGCAAGGGAGAAGGGGAGGAGGGGGCGGGAGAGGGAGAGGUGGAGGAUGGGAAGCGGGGAGAGGGGAUGGCAGCAGAAGAGGUUGAUGGUGCUGCGAAUACAGGAGGGGAAGGGCCUGGAGGUGCCAACGAGAACGGGGAGGAGGAGAAGCAGGAGAAGGAGAAGGAGGAGGAGAAGAAGCGGAAGAAGAAGGAGAAGAGCAUGGGCUCAGCCCCUUCCGGUCCAGCCGACUUCUUCUCUCCAGAGGAGGAUGAGGAUGCGGAUUCAAACGAGGCUAUGAUCGGUGUGCAGAGGCAUGGGGAGGAGGACGAGGAGGAGGAAGAGGAGGAGGUGGAGGAAAUUGUGAUGGAUUCGACGCCUGUGCUGCAGAUUACAGCAGGAGGAGAGGGAGAGGGAGGGGGGAGGGGGAGCAAGGACGGGAUGAUGGAAGGGGUGGUUGCGGGAGGGGCAGGAGCAGGAGCGGAGGAAAAGCAGACCAAGCAAUCAGAAGCAGGAGCUGGAGGAAAGGAAGGGGAGAGAGAGGGGCAGGAGACCGAUGGGGAGACUUCGACGUCAGCAGUGCAAGAGGAGAGUGCAGCAUCGGUCUCACCUGGUGAUUCCAAGGAGAUUCUUGGAUUCCCCUUCCAAGGCUGUGCCGACAGUGAAGGUGGCGCUGCAGUAACAGAGACCAAAUCCGGGUCCUUCGCCUUUGAUUUCUCAGCAGAACCAGAGGAGGACCCGUUCGGCUCAGGUGCAGCAGCAGCAGCUGCAGACCCUUCGGAAUCCGCGUCUCCCUUCCCCACCUCGUUUAGCACUGAGGGACGACGGAGGAGUGGAAACGACGAGGCUCAGUCGCCCCUUACGCACGCUGCUGUGGGACACGAGGAUAGCCCCAUCCACUCCGGACAGCAGCAGCCGGGGCUUGCUGCACAUACGUUUGAUUCGUCGCCGUUUCACGCCAAUCCGGUUGACGCCGCGCCGUUUGACGCCUCUCAGUUUGACCAGGGAUUUGGCCGCGAUUCGAGCUUUGGCCGUGAUUCGAGCUUUGGCCGCGACCCGAGCUUCUCCAGGGAUUCUAGCUUCAAGGGUUACGGAGGGAGCAUGUUUGAUUCUGCGACUGGUGCGGCAAGUUUCAAGGGUGGAUUUGACGCGAGCGCGUUUGAUUCUGCGACUGGUGCGGCAAGCUUCAAGGGGGGUUUUGAUGCGAGUACGUUCGACCAGCAUUACGGUGGAGUGGGGGCGUUUGACCAGCAUUACGGUGCUGGUGGUGCUGCUCUCGACACCUCCUCCUCCUUCCGCUCCUCUGUGGACUCCCCAUCCGGCCCGCACGCUCGGCCUGGCGAGUACCAUCACGGCCAUUUCCAACUCGACCACUCCCCCUCCAUCUGGCGAGUUCCAUCCCGGCCAGUUCCAAUCCUUCCCCAGUGUCUUCGACGAUCAUGCUAUCUCACUCGCCCAGCUUUGUACUUCCCCCAUUUUCCCCCAUCUCCCCCCAUCUCCCCCCCAUCUCCUCCCCCAUCUCCUCCCCCAUCUCCUCCCCCAUCUCCUCCCCCAUCUCCCUCCCAUCCCUCAUUCCAGUCUGGCGAGUUCCAUCCCGGCCAGUUCCAAUCCUUCGCCAGUGGCUUCGACGAUCAUUUCGACUCCAACCCCUACGGUGCAAGUGCGGGGACGGUGGGAGGAGGAGGAGGCGGAGGAGGAAGGGGAGAGGAAGAGGAGGAGGUGCAUAGCAGCGAGGAGGAGGACAGUGGAGGGGACCCGUUUGCAAGUCUCCGAACCAGUGGGGCCGGUGCGGGCGGUAACCAGCAUGUUACCGCGUCGCAUUUCGAUGCGUACAACUACGACAAGGCGUCUGAAGAGGAAGAAACGCCAGGAACUGCGAGGCAGGGGGGUGUGCAGCCGGGUAGCGCGAGCGCGUUUGACUCGUAUGGGUGGAAUGCGUUUGAGUGA
This is a messenger RNA of Closterium sp. Naga37s-1, 4077 nucleotides long. The record is from the annotation of a GenBank genome assembly. NCBI's taxonomy places the organism in Eukaryota, Viridiplantae, Streptophyta, Zygnematophyceae, Desmidiales, Closteriaceae.